UGGAGUCCGGGCGCAGCUCAAACAUGGCGGCGGUUGGCACAGGGCGGUGAGGCGGUACCAGGUGGGGGCUGUCGGGUGUCAUGGGCGGUGGCGGCGGUACCGCCUCCGCGUCUCCCUGAGCUGGACCUCACGGGGGACUCUGCGCCUAGCUGGGCGAUGGAUGAGAGCAGCGAGCUGGGCGUUCUGGAGACCAUGGAGACCCUCACGGAGCUGGGCGAUGAGCUGACUCUCGGGGACAUCGACGAGAUGCUACAGUUUGUCAGCAAUCAAGUGGGAGAGUUCCCUGAUUUGUUUUCAGAGCAACUUUGUAGCUCCUUCCCUGGAGGUGGCAGCAAUGGUGGCAGUGGCAACAACAGCAGUGGCAGAGGCAACAGUGGUGGAGCCACAGACCCUGCAGUACAGCGGUCAUUCAGCCAGGUCCCAUUAUCUACCUUCUCUCCCUCAGCUGCCUCCCCUCAGGCUCCCGCCCUGCAGGUCAAAGUUUCUCCUACCCAACCAAGGGCAACCCCUGUUCUCCAGCCGCGACCCCAGCCCCAGCCCCAACCUCCAGCUCAGCUGCAGCAGCAGACGGUGAUGAUCACCCCGACAUUCAGCACCGCUCCGCAGACGAGGAUCAUCCAGCAGCCUCUGAUAUACCAGAACGCAGCGACCAGCUUUCAAGUCCUGCAGCCUCAAGUGCAAAGCCUCGUGACGUCCCCGCAGGUGCAGCCCGUCACCAUCCAGCAGCAGGUGCAGACGGUACAGGCCCAGCGGGUGUUGACACAGACAGCCAAUGGCACACUGCAGACCCUUGCCCCCGCCACAGUACAGACGGUCGCUGCGCCACAGGUGCAGCAGGUCCCGGUCCUGGUCCAACCUCAGAUCAUUAAGACAGAUUCCCUUGUUUUGACCACGCUGAAGACAGAUGGCAGCCCUGUCAUGGCUGCAGUCCAGAACCCGGCCCUCACUGCCCUCACCGCCCCCAUCCAGACAGCCGCCCUUCAAGUACCAACCCUGGUGGGCAGCAACGGGACCAUUCUGACCACCAUGCCUGUGAUGAUGGGGCAAGAGAAGGUUCCUAUCAAGCAAGUGCCUGGGGGCGUGAAGCAGCUGGAGCCUCCCAAAGAAGGAGAGAGGCGGACGACACACAAUAUCAUUGAGAAGCGCUACCGGUCCUCCAUCAACGACAAAAUCAUAGAGUUGAAGGACUUAGUCAUGGGGACAGAUGCCAAGAUGCACAAGUCUGGCGUUCUGAGGAAGGCCAUUGAUUACAUCAAAUAUCUGCAGCAGGUCAAUCACAAGCUGCGCCAGGAGAACAUGGUGCUGAAGCUGGCCAAUCAGAAAAACAAGCUCCUGAAGGGCAUCGACCUGGGCAGUCUGGUGGACAGUGAUGUGGACUUGAAAAUUGAUGACUUUAACCAGAAUGUCCUUCUGAUGUCUCCGCCGGCCUCCGACUCCGGGUCCCAGGCCGGCUUCUCUCCCUAUUCCAUUGAUUCUGAGCCGGGCAGCCCUCUGCUGGAUGACGCAAAGGUCAAGGAUGAACCGGACUCCCCUCCUGUGGCACUGGGCAUGGUGGACCGAUCUCGAAUCCUCUUAUGUGUCCUCACCUUCCUGGGCCUCUCCUUUAACCCCUUGACUGCCUUGCUGCAGUGGGGAGGGGCCCACAACACUGACCAGCACCCAUACUCAGGCUCGGGCCGCAGUGUACUGUCACUGGAGUCAGGUGCUGGGGGCUGGUUUGACUGGAUGGUUCCAACUCUCCUCCUGUGGCUGGUAAAUGGUGUGAUUGUCUUGAGCGUCUUUGUGAAGCUGUUGGUCCACGGGGAGCCAGUGAUCCGCCCACACUCACGCCCCUCAGUCACCUUCUGGAGACAUCGGAAGCAGGCAGACCUAGACCUCGCCAAAGGCGAUUUCGCAGCUGCUGCUGCCAACCUACAAACCUGCUUAUCCGUGCUGGGCCGGGCGCUGCCCACCUCCCGCCUGGACUUGGCCUGCAGCCUCUCCUGGAAUGUGAUCCGCUACAGCCUGCAGAAGCUGCGCCUGGUACGCUGGUUACUCAAAAAGGUCUUCCAGCGCUGGCGGGCUACCCCCGCCACUGCAGCCGGCUUUGAGGAUGAGGCUAAGAGCAGCGCAAGGGAUGCGGCGCUGGCCUACCACAGGCUGCACCAGCUGCACAUCACAGGGAAGCUUCCUGCGGGAUCUGCCUGUUCAGAUGUGCACAUGGCUCUGUGUGCUGUGAACCUGGCCGAGUGUGCGGAGGAGAAAAUCCCACCAAGCACACUGAUUGAGAUCCACCUGACAGCGGCCAUGGGGCUCAAGACCCGCUGUGGAGGCAAGCUGGGCUUCUUGGCUAGCUACUUCUUAAAUCGUGCCCAGAGUCUGUGUGGCCCAGAGCAUAGCACUGUCCCUGACUCCCUGCGCUGGCUAUGCCAUCCCUUGGGCCAGAAGUUUUUCAUGGAGCGAAGCUGGUCGAUCAAGUCAGCAGCCAAGGAGAGCCUGUACUGCGCCCAGAGGAACCCAGCUGACCCCAUUGCCCAGGUGCACCAGGCUUUCUGCAAAAACCUGCUAGAAAGAGCGGUGGAGUCCUUGGUGAAACCUCAGGCCAAGAAGAAGGCAGGCGACCAGGAAGAAGAGAGCUGUGAAUUUUCCAGUGCUCUAGAGUAUUUGAAAUUACUUCAUUCCUUUGUGGACUCUGUGGGAUUUGUGGCCUCACCAUUCUCCAGCAGUUCCGUGCUCAGGUCGGCCCUUGGCCCCGAUGUCAUCUGUCGGUGGUGGACGUCCGCAGUCACCAUGGCCAUCAGCUGGCUCCAGGGAGACGAUGCAGCUGUGCGCUCUCGCUUUACUGAAGUAGAGCGGGUCCCCAAGGCCCUGGAAGUGACCGAGAGUCCCUUGGUGAAGGCCGUCUUCUAUACCUGUAGAGCCAUGCAUGCCUCCCUCUCUGGGAAAGCUGAUGGGCAGCAGAACUCCUUCUGUCACUGUGAGAGGGCCAGUGGUCACCUGUGGAGCAGUCUCAACGUCAGCGGCACUACUUCUGAUCCUUCACUUAACCAUGUGGUCCAGCUGUUCACCUGUGACCUGCUACUGUCGCUGAGGACAGCACUCUGGCAAAAGCAGGCCAGUGCCAGCCAGCUCCUGGGUGAGACCUACCAUGCAUCCGGCACUGAGCUGGCCGGCUUCCAGCGGGACCUGGGCAGCCUUCGAAGGCUGGCCCAUAGCUUCCGCCCAGCCUACCGCAAGGUGUUCCUGCAUGAAGCCACCGUGCGCCUGAUGGCAGGAGCCAGCCCUACCCGUACACACCAGCUGCUGGAGCAUAGCCUACGGCGGCGCCCCACUCAGAACACCAAGCAUGGAGAGGUAGACACCUGGCCUGGCCAACGAGAGCGAGCUACUGCCAUCCUGCUGGCCUGCCGCCAUCUUCCCCUCUCUUUCCUGUCUUCCCCGGGCCAGCGGGCAGUGCUGCUGGCUGAAGCUGCCCGCACCCUGGAGAAGGUGGGUGACCGCCGUUCCUGCAAUGACUGCCAGCAGAUGAUUGUCAAGCUGGGCGGUGGCACUGCCAUCGCUGCCUCCUGACCACCGUCUGGGGCCUGGUCCACUUCUUUCCACCUUUUUGUCUCUUUCUCCCAGGAUCUUCCCUCUGUCUCCCAGACUGUCUCCCCAUCUGUUUUUCUCCCUCCUCCCAGAGCUGUGAGGAUGAAGGCAAGACUGAUUGUUCUGAGCUGUUACCUGCCAAGGCUUUUGGAUCAUUUCGGGCCAGUAGGACCAUGGGCAGAGCUCCUUAACACUGCUGUGGUAAAUCCACGGUCCAAGCCCAGGCGGGCUGAGAAGAGAGAUGGCCUGAGCAGGAACGGAGCUCUCCUCAGUUGGAAGCAACGUGGGGCGCUGCGAGCCCCUCCCAGCCCUCUAGAGACUGUCUCCUUUCUGCCUCUGGUUUUCUUUGUUGUUACGUUUCCUUCCUGUUUUUGUUUUUAAUCAGGCUUUCUCUGGGAACUAGGUCUCUGCACCAGAGAGCAUUUCGCAUUCUGGACUUGAUAGACGCGCCCCUUUUUAUACAGAUGUUUUUAUAUGUGUGUGCUCAGGCCUGCCGAGAUGCAGGGCAAAGUUGCUGUAGCAUCUUUGUUCCUCUCCCUGGGUCUGCACUCCCUCCCCUGUGCCUGACUAAGCCUUGUUCAUUGUUCUUUCAUCCUUACAAGGGACAGCCAGGGAGGGAAGGAGCCCAGCCCUGGGGAGGUGGGUGGGAGGGAGGCAGGGGCAGGUCUAGGGAUGGGUGAAAAAUAAUGUCGGCAUUGUUUUUUAAUUUUUUUAAAAAAUAAAUGGUAUCUUAUUUAAUUGUCCUGUUCCUUCCCACUCCUCCACCCCCCCCCAGACGGCCGCCUGAGCUCAGGGUGGGCCCAUGGGGCUGGACAGGAUGAGGUCACCAUUGGGCCUGAGGGCCAGGGGUCUCCAGCAUGACUUGUUUGUUCUUCCUCCCCCACCCUCACUCCUACCUCCCAUAGAAGUGUAUUUUUAUCCCUAAUUCCUGUCUGAAUAAGCCCGGGUGGCAGACACUGGUCCCAAACCUUACCAGCAACCAGCCUCUCAUUUCAGGGUAGGCAGCAGGAGUCGGGUCUCUUGCCUUGAGAUGGGGGGGGGGUCCUAGGAAGAAGAAUGCUCUGACCCUGCUUCUGCAGACUGCUUGGCUCAGGGCUUUCUGAGAGACUUGAGAGGAACUGUCCCUCCUCGCUUCUCCUCAUCCCUUCAAGCUGGUUGAAGUGAGUAGGCAGGGGUGGGGCCCUGAGGUGCUUCAACCCCACCUACUCUGCCUUCCGCCUCUCCCCAACCAUCACUGUAAUUUAUGGCCCCUGCCGUGGGGCAGCCUAGCCCUUGUGUCUGUGUAUAUACUGUGCCUUUUCUCCUUGUCGAGGGGUGGGAGGGGUUGGUUUUUCACUGAACAGGGGAUACACCUAUGUCUCCAUCGAUGUUGAAACAUUCACCAUGUGCUGGACAUAGGUUUUCAAUAAACACAGAUUGGUACCACCUAA
This is a messenger RNA of Mus caroli (Ryukyu mouse), 4997 nucleotides long. RefSeq names its product sterol regulatory element binding transcription factor 2 (gene Srebf2). Gene Ontology annotation, molecular function: protein dimerization activity; RNA polymerase II cis-regulatory region sequence-specific DNA binding; DNA-binding transcription factor activity, RNA polymerase II-specific. Gene Ontology annotation, biological process: positive regulation of transcription by RNA polymerase II; positive regulation of cholesterol storage. The record is from RefSeq and is a predicted model, not a curated record. Gene Ontology annotation, cellular component: nucleus. Lineage: Eukaryota; Metazoa; Chordata; Mammalia; Rodentia; Muridae.